GUAUUAGAGGUAGUGACUGAGGUGUGUGUGAGUGUGUGUGUUCGCGUGGAUGAACGUUAAAACCGGAUCUUGUGUAACGAUGCCUCUCUAACAGCUACAGUUUCACUCUGAAGGAAUCCGGACUGAAUCUGAACUGAUUCACUAUGAUGGCGGAAUGUGAACCCAGCGAGAGCCCGGAACUCGCCGCGAAGCAAAGCGUGAACGCGCCUGGUCUGAUGCUCGGGAAUCCCGGGAGCGCGCGGCGCGUCACCACCUCGUCCACCGAGAGCGCGCUUACCGAGCUGGACGACGAGGAGACGCUGCUGUUACCGGCGCCGACGUCAUCGUCGUCGUCGUCGUCAUCACCGGCGCGAGGAGCUGGGAGAGAGCGAGGCGCGAGACGGUUCCGGAACCGACAUAGUUCCUCUUCAUCAGAGAAGGAGAACUGUACCUCACCGGGGGCCAGCAGUGGGGAGUUUAACCACUUUCCAGAGGAUCCCGUGUUUGGUGAGAUAGUACAGAGAGCGGAGCAGUCUAUAGAAAAUGGUGUUUUUCCUGAAAGGAUCUCCCAGGGUUCCAGUGGAAGCUACUUCGUCAAAGAUCCUAAAGGGAAAAUCAUUGGCGUAUUCAAACCCAAAUCAGAGGAGCCUUACGGACACCUGAACCCCAAAUGGACCAAAUAUUUCCACAAGCUGUGUUGCCCGUGCUGUUUUGGCCGAGGCUGCCUCGUCCCAAAUCAAGGCUAUCUCUCUGAGUCUGCCGCAUCGCUAGUGGACCAAAAACUCGUCUUGGACGUCGUCCCAAAGACCAAGGUAAUAUCUCUGGCCAGUGAGACUUUCCACUACAAUGCAAUCGAUCGUGCAAAGUCACGUGGGAAGAAAUAUGCUUUGGAAAAAGUGCCCAAAGUGGGACGACGUUUUCACAGAGUCGGCUUACCACCAAAGGUUGGUUCAUUCCAGCUGUUUGUAGAAGGUUAUCAGGAGGCAGAUUUUUGGUUGAGGAGGUUUGAGGCAGAGCCACUCCCUGAGAACAUGAGGAAGCAGCUGCAGUCUCAGUUCGAGAAGCUUGUGGUGCUGGAUUACGUCAUUAGAAAUACUGACAGAGGAAACGAUAACUGGCUUAUUAAAUACGAGAAAGCUGAAGAUUGCACACAAACUGAGAAGGGCUCUGAAUGGAGUGAACAUAAAGACUGCGCUAUUCAGAUAGCAGCGAUCGAUAACGGCCUUGCAUUUCCUUUCAAACAUCCAGAUGAAUGGAGAGCAUACCCAUUCCACUGGGCAUGGCUUCCUCAGGCCAAGGUGCCCUUCUCCCAGGAAACAAAAGACCUGGUACUUUACCGAAUCUCUGAUAUGAACUUUGUACAGGACCUCUGUGAGGAUCUCUAUGAGCUCUUUAGGACGGAUAAAGGCUUUGAUAAAACAAUGUUUGAGAAGCAGAUGUCUGUCAUGAGAGGACAGAUCUUGAACCUGACUCAGGCGCUGAAGGAUGGAAAAAGUCCUCUCCAGCUGGUGCAGAUGCCUCGAGUAGUGGUGGAACGUAGUAGAGGAGGAGGACAGGGUCGCGUAGUGCAGUUAGGAAACGCCUUCACUCAAACCUUCCACUGCAAAAGACCAUUCUUCACCUCCUGGUAACAAGGAACAACUGGAGCAGGAGCAAGACCAGUAAUUCCAGUUAUAGUCAAAUGUUUGGAACUACGGUGAAGUAAAAAAUUUGAACUCAAAUUGAAGAUUUACACCAUUUAGCCGACGCGUUUAUCCAAAGCAGCUUACAGUUGUGAAUGCAAGGCAAGCAAUUGAUAGGACAGGGCCUUAUUCAGGGGCCCCACAGUGGCAACUAGGUGGUGGUGGGACUUGAACCAGUGACUUUGCCAUCAACAGUCCAGUACCUUAAUUGCUGAGCUCUCACUGCCACGGUGUAAAAUACAGUUAAAGAUUUUUUAAAUUAUUAAAUGUGACUAAAUGAAGGUCGCCAAUGAAACUUUGGGUCUUUUCCACUUUUCCAGACUUUCCCCCUCCACUGUUGGAGCUUGCACAGCGCUUGUGUUGAAUAUUAAAGGAGAACUUUUACCAUUAAUACAUAAAACUGCCAAUUUUAUAUACUAUAACUAAUACAAAUGAGGAAUGAAGUAUAAAUAAAUCAUGUAAAACUUGAAAAACUUUUUUGCUUGAAUGUAAGAAGUUUACAUUUCACACAGAUUCUCUUGGGUGUCGUGAUAACCUGGAGAAUCAGCGGUGGUGUUUUGCUACGCUUUGAAUGUUUAAAGACAUGUCCGAUUGUGGUUUAUGAUGUACACGCUGAUAAACCGUUUUACAUGUACGCACCUUGGACUUUACAUUCCUAAUGUAGGAUUAUUUAAUACACUACGUUGAAUGACAAAUCAAAUAAAUAAAAUGCAUUAAAAUCAUAAAGCAUGAAAAUGCUGUUGUUUACAUAUACUGUACCUGCAACUGUUUUCUCUGACUUAUUUAUUCAGAUUUUAACUUAUUGUGGAUUUUCUUGAUUAAAUUUGUGUAGAAGGU
Trichomycterus rosablanca is the source of this 2498-nucleotide messenger RNA. RefSeq names its product phosphatidylinositol 4-kinase type 2 beta (gene pi4k2b). Bases 144 to 1610 code for a protein of 488 amino acids. The record is from RefSeq and is a predicted model, not a curated record. Gene Ontology annotation, cellular component: trans-Golgi network; endosome; lysosomal membrane. The transcript has 10 exons. Gene Ontology annotation, molecular function: 1-phosphatidylinositol 4-kinase activity. Gene Ontology annotation, biological process: phosphatidylinositol phosphate biosynthetic process; endosome organization; Golgi organization. Lineage: Eukaryota; Metazoa; Chordata; Actinopteri; Siluriformes; Trichomycteridae.